Messenger RNA from Xenopus tropicalis (tropical clawed frog), 1211 nucleotides. It is a transcript of the gene prokr1l, whose product is annotated as prokineticin receptor 1 like. The transcript is spliced from 2 exons. The coding region runs from base 129 to 1211 and encodes 360 amino acids. The record is from RefSeq and is a predicted model, not a curated record. Gene Ontology annotation, cellular component: plasma membrane; membrane. Gene Ontology annotation, biological process: signal transduction; G protein-coupled receptor signaling pathway. NCBI's taxonomy places the organism in Eukaryota, Metazoa, Chordata, Amphibia, Anura, Pipidae. Gene Ontology annotation, molecular function: G protein-coupled receptor activity.
UCAGGAUUAAUUGUGAAUUUUUUCUUGCUUACUAAUUUGGAACUACUAAGUUGUACUGAAGGGUUAGCUGCUCUACAGGUAUCCAUGUUCAGCUGAAUGUCUGUCUAAUGUGUUUAGUAUGACAGGACAUGGAAACCAGGAGACCACUCAGUUCUUCAGCCUCCUCUGAAGCACUUGAUUUAUGGAACCAUAGCUCUGAAUACAACUAUUUUAUCUACGAAGGAGAGGGACCAGAAACAGGUGGAAAAGUGCUUUUCAUGGCCAGGCUCUUCAUUGGCGUGACCCUGGCAUGUGUAAUGCUCAUCUGUGGGUUUGGAAAUCUUAUCUUCAUCCUGACCUUGGCCAUGAAGAAGAAGCUACGCAGCGUCACUAACAUUCUCAUUGCCAAUCUGGCCGUGUCUGACCUGCUCGUGGCUGUAGUUUGCUGCCCUUUUGAAAUGGAUUAUUAUGUGGUACGUGAACAGUCAUGGACUUUUGGCCAUGUGAUUUGCUCGUCUGUCAGCUAUUUGAGGAUGGUGUCUCUCUAUGUCUCCACCAAUGCCCUCUUGGCUAUCGCUGUAGAUAGGUACCUUGUUAUUAUACACCCCCUGCAGCCUCGUGUAACGUUGCGGACAGCUUGCGGAGUUCUUCUCACCAUUUGGCUCACCUCUAUCUUUGUUGCAGCUCCCACAGCUUACUUUGCCACAGAAACAGAUUUUGAUGCUCCACGUGAGCCUGGCGGGAAGGUCUUCUGUGGUCAAAUCUGGCCAGCUGAUAGGGCGCUGCUCUAUAAGUCAUACUCCCUCUUUCUGCUGGCUGUCGAGUUCUUAGCUCCAGUGAUAAUCAUGAGUCUGUGCUACAUUCGGAUAUGCCACGAGCUUUGGUUCAAAAACCUACCUGGCGUCCAAACAAAGCAGCUGCGAGAGCGCCUGCAGUCACGGAGAAAGACUGUGUUGGUGCUUGUGGCUGUGCUUUUGGCCUAUGUUUUCUGUUGGUCGCCAUUUUAUGGCUAUGCCAUUGUUAGGGAUUUUUACCCAGGUCUGUUGUUGAAGGAAAGGCAUGCUAUUGCGCUCUACUACAUAGUGGAAUGCAUUGCCAUCAGCAACAGUAUUAUUAACACUCUUUUCUUUGUCACAGUAAAAAAUUGGCCCUGGUUUUGUUUAAAAGGAAAAUGUGAAAGAUAUAUUAUAUUCCAGGGAUGUACAACAGCUGUCCAACCUACCGCUGUGUAA